Beta vulgaris subsp. vulgaris (sugar beet) is the source of this 1987-nucleotide messenger RNA. RefSeq names its product probable glucuronosyltransferase GUT1. The record is from RefSeq and is a predicted model, not a curated record. Gene Ontology annotation, molecular function: glycosyltransferase activity. Lineage: Eukaryota; Viridiplantae; Streptophyta; Magnoliopsida; Caryophyllales; Amaranthaceae. Bases 246 to 1595 code for a protein of 449 amino acids. The transcript has 8 exons.
GUUGCAGUCCAAUAACAUUUGUUGGUUCCCUCAAAACAAAAACAAAAAAUCAUUUCUUGGUGCUGAGUGCAAGUUUUCAAUUCACCAUGAAUUAACAAACCAGAACCUUCCUCUCCUCCUCUACCACCAGCACCACCACCCCCACAACCGCCACCUCUCUUGGAUCCAAUGUUACGAUUCCUAACAAAGAUCUCCUCAUAAAACUCAACCUCACCAUACUCACUCACUCCCAACAAAACUCUACGAUGCGAAGCUCAACACCCAACAAAGCAACUCCUUGCACCCGCACCCACCAGAUUGGCGCUUUAGUCCUUGUAACAACCACCUUCUUCCUCACUCGUCUCUUUGACCAAACUCUCUCUCCUCCUUGUUCUGAGCUUUACUCCUCUGCUUCGCACCCCACUUCACUCUCUUCCAUAAGCUUUCAUCCAUUCUCCUGGCCUGAUUUGGGAUAUGGGUCCCACCUUAAUCUUAAGAUAUACGUCUAUGAUGAGAAUGAGGUUGAUGGGUUGAAGGAUUUGAUGUAUGGUCGUGAUGGUAAUAUCUCUCCUGAUGCUUGUAUUAAAGGCCAGUGGGGCACUCAGGUCAAAAUACAUAAAUUGCUUUUGAAGUCUAAAUUUCGGACCAUGAAUAAAGAGGAGGCCGACCUUUUCUUCGUUCCAGCUUAUGCGAAAUGUGUUCGGAUGAUGGGAGGUCUAAAUGACAAGGAAAUUAACCAGACUUAUGUUAAGGUGCUAAGUCAGAUGCCAUACUUCAGACUCUCUGGUGGUCGUAACCAUAUAUUUGUCUUUCCAAGUGGUGCCGGUGCUCAUUUGUUCAAGUCUUGGGCUACAUACAUGAAUCGGUCAAUUAUACUUACUCCUGAGGGUGAUCGUACUGAUAAGCGAGAUACGAGUGCCUUUAACACGUGGAAAGAUAUAAUCAUCCCUGGGAAUGUUGAUGAUGGGAUGACAAGAGGAGGAGCUACUCUAGUCCAGCCUUUGCCGCUGUCAAGGAGGAAGUACUUGGCAAACUUUUUAGGUAGGGCACAAGGGAAGAUUGGCCGUCUUCAGUUAAUUGAGCUUGCGAAGAAACACCCUGAUAAGUUGGAAUCUCCAGAGUUGAAGUUGAGUGGCCCUGACAAACUAGGAAGAAAAGAAUACUUUGAGCAUCUCCGCAAUGCAAAAUUCUGCCUAGCGCCUCGUGGAGAAUCUUCGUGGACCCUUCGCUUCUACGAGUCCUUUUUUGUGGAAUGUGUGCCUGUGGUGCUGUCAGAUCAAGUAGAGUUGCCUUUUCAGAAUGUCGUGGACUAUACCCAGAUAUCAAUUAAGUGGCCAUCAACUAGAAUAGGCCCCCAACUCCUGGAAUAUUUGGAAUCAAUACCAGAUGAGGAGAUAGAGAAUAUGAUAGCUCGUGGCCGACUGGUGAGAUGUUUAUGGGCCUACGCUCCAGAAUCAGAGCCAUGUUCUGCAAUUAAUGGAGUUCUUUGGGAACUCCAACGGAAAGUUCGACAUUUUCAGCAGUCAGCUCAAACAUUUUGGUUGCACAACAGAACCGUUGUAAACAGAGAUUUAGUACCAUUUUCCCAUUGGAAACCACCUAUGCCUUUGCCUUGAUAUCAUUGAGUGGUGGAAAAUUUUGGGGCCUGAGAGUACUUCUCGUAGGAAGAAAGGAUGACGCUGCAAAUGUAAUUUGAUGUAAUCUAUAGCAUGUGUAGUAAUGGUGAUAUUGGUUAAAAACUGCGAAGUGCCAACUUUUUCUACUUUUUAUGUGCAGUCAUACUAGAAGUUACCAUGUUAUCAAAGGUUAGACUUGGAAUGAGAAAUCUGUUAGAUUUUCACAUGCUGUUUAGCAUUGGCUCUCAAGGGCUAUAGUUUUUUUUUUUUUUUUUUUUUGAGGGGGAAGGGCUAUAGUUUUUAAAAGUGAAGUUAUGUUGAAUUACGCUCAAUACAAUUCUUUUGUUAAUUUUUUUAUGUUUUUGAAUGGCAAAUUUAUUUGUCGACUUCAA